CUUUGUGAAUUAUUGACCCAAUAAUUAUACUCUCAUAGCCCUUCCACUUGGCUUAUUAUAUGCAGAGUUGAUGCUGGGCCUCUCACAGAUGAAUGACAGGCUGAAAUGCAACAGAUCCAUCUCCAAGGGAAAGUUUUAAAACAGAGUCCCAGAGUAAGCAGAGAGAGAAUACAACUUGCUCAUCAAAAGCCUAAUGAGGAAAGAAAAGAUCUUUGUAAUACAUCUAAAGACUGCAAGAGAUGAGAAUUGCUGGUUUUCCCCAGCAGUGCCAUUACUGACAAUACCCGAUCCCUAGAAACCACCAUAUUUUCUUAACUAAUGAUGGACAAGUAAGUAUAUGAUAUUCCAGGGUGGGUGCAUGGGGAGCGGGACAGGCAAGCUCAGAAAAGGGGGCACUUUAUAGGGAACUGUAGCAACUAGAACUUAGAUCCCAACGAUUGAGGUUCCUGCAUUGCAGGGGCGUUGGACUAGAUGACCCUCCGGCCCUUCCAACAGUUCUAUUAUCCUACCCUCCAUUCCUCACAGCUAUUUCUUCCUGAAACGAAUCCAUUCUAAGACAACUCUCUUUAGGACCAGAGAGAACUUUCCUUCGAGGUUACGUUUCAGUAAUUGGUUGUGGGUUCCUUACUUCCUCUUUCUAGUUGCUUGUUCUUCUUGAUCUUGGGAGAGAAAUUGUGGGUGGGGAAAGCAAGGGACCACGAUCAAAGGGGAGGCAAGCUUCUCCCAUAGCUACCUUCUCUUCCUGGAUCAAGUGACUUGUGAAUCGCCAGGUGAGCUGUAGUCCCGCCCCUUCACCUGGGAAAUGUUUCCUCUUGAAGAGUGGGAGAAGGAGAAACUGCCAUGAAGGAAAACCAAAAGGGGGAACUCAGACGCAUCUGACACCAAAGGGUUCUGUCCGCCAUGAAACUCCACCUCUCCAGUGCUCUCGCAUCUUCCCACCUGAGGCAUCUCCCAGACCGGCAGGGAUUGCUGUACAAGAAGAGCAUCCGCACAGCCUCCUACCGGCCAUGCUGGUGCGAGCUCUGGGGCAAUAUCCUCUUCUGCCGAGACCAAUCGGGAGAUAGGGGUCCUCUUCGGCUCAUCAUCCUGGAAGGCUGCACCGUGGAGCUGCAGGAGUCUGCAUCUGAACCCCACACCUUUGAGAUUUCCUACCCCAAUGGUGUACCUGGCGCCCGAUCCUACAAAAUGGCGGCCGAGAGCCAAGAAACCAUGGAGGGUUGGGUGCGAGCUCUCAGUACGGCAGGCUUCUGUUACCUCCGAGCUUUGGUGACGGAGCUGGAGGGACAGUUUCAGAUGUUGAAGCACCAGCAGCCUCCCAAAUGUGAAGGACAACCGAGACACUUGGCAAGAGACUUGAAACACCCCACUACAAAACCAGCGGUGGAAGCUGGUCCCUUCAACAUGGGUUUUGUCCAGCUCCAUCAGCAAUUUGGAGAAGAUAUUUUGAGGCUGAGGCGGAAGUGGCAGGAGAAGCAAGGCGAGCAGCAGCCAGAGAAUGAGUCCUUGAUUGAUUUUGAUUAGGGCAAUUCAGGCCAUACCAAACGUUUGGACCGUGCCUUUGCGAAGUCUAGAAUCUAUGAAGUUUCAGGCAAGAAAGUCAUGCAGAGCCAGUAUCUGAUUAAUGCCUUUGAAACAUAUGUCAGCACAUUGACAUUGAUUUUUACACGCUACAAGAGAUUUUAAUAAAUGUGUAUUUUUAAACAAAGAAAC
Podarcis raffonei (Aeolian wall lizard) is the source of this 1710-nucleotide messenger RNA. RefSeq names its product sesquipedalian-1-like. The coding region runs from base 901 to 1521 and encodes 206 amino acids. Gene Ontology annotation, biological process: endosome organization; receptor recycling; retrograde transport, endosome to Golgi. The record is from RefSeq and is a predicted model, not a curated record. The transcript is spliced from 2 exons. Lineage: Eukaryota; Metazoa; Chordata; Lepidosauria; Squamata; Lacertidae. Gene Ontology annotation, cellular component: recycling endosome; trans-Golgi network; early endosome.